AUGGGUAAUAAAUUGUAAGGGAGAGAAGCCAUAUCAUAUAAAUUGAAAAGUGGAAAAGUAUUUGAAAUACAAGUCAAUGAUCUUUAAGGAGGCAAGAAAUUUCCAAAGCCUCCCAAGAGAGAGGACAUUAUAUUAAAAUAUAAUCAAUGGCUAUCAGAAGUUAUUUUGGAAGAGUCAGAUAUUAAACUCUUGUAGACAGUUGAAUCGAAGUAUAAAUUUCGUAUUUGCUACCUUCAUGAAUAAAUAAUGGAAAAAAUCAACAUAUAGAAAAAAGAAGAAUUUUAGACUAAUCAGAUUUUUAUUGAUUAAUUAAAAAAAAGUAUUAAUAGAUUAUACGAGGAUUAUAAUGAUGUGGAUAUAAGCAGCAUUAGUAAAAGUCUUUCGAAUUCUAGUUGUAUUGAUCAAAAAGUAGAGCUAAUUAAAAAUAUGAAUUUCAUCUCCUAUUUAGCAGAUAGAUUGAUACUUUUAGAAGAGACAUCUAGAAUUACAAAUAAUUUUAGAGAUCAAAUUAGAAUAUUAGAACUCUAUUAAGUUAUCUUGAACACAUACAAUAUUAAUCAUAAGUCCCUAUUUCAUGAAUCUAAAUGUUUUAAAUCAGUCAUUCAAAAUUUUCAUCCAGUUGAACCUAAAGUAACUGGUUUAGUUUUCAAAAUUAUAGCAGGAUAAAAUGGAUUAAGUUGGAAAGAAAAUAACUUUCAAAAUAUCUAAGAUGCCUUACAAAAUCUGUAAGAUCUUUAUGCAUUUUAAAAUAAAUUCUAAAUAUUUCUUAGAACAAUGUAUUAUACAAAAAAUCUUAUAAUGAUCUAUUAAAUUAUAAAGUUUCUCUUUCGAUAUUUGUAUUCAUUAGAUGAUAAAAACUAAUUAUAAGUUGCAACUGAACUCUACACUUCAAAAGUAAACGAUAAAUAGUUAGAGGAUGUUUUUAAGUAAAUUAAACUUAGAAUAAAACUGGAUCUAUAUAAAAAAGAAGAUUGUACUUAUGAAUCAGUUAGAAACAUACUUACUACUUUUGAACAUCCAUUGAUUUCCUAUAACUAAGAUGAUCCGAGAUUGACAAAACAAUUUGCUUCAUUUGUAGAGACAAUUGUUGAUGAUAAAAUGAAUUACGAAAGUGAUUAUGACUCUUCCCAAAAUAUUUAGGAUAUCAAUUUUUUAUAAGAUUAGUAUUUUUACUAUGAGGAGGGUUAGGAACAUGUGUUCAAAGCCAUAAAAUAAUCAGUUAUAGAAUGGAUUGAUGCAAUCUAAAAUAUAAGUCUACUAUCUUUAAAGGAGGAUGAGGUCGAUUAGUUUUUCUUGGAAAAUGAGAAGACAUAGCAUUAUGCAUUUAUUGGAGAAAAGGAUAUCAACUCUUCUAAUUAGGCACUUUCUAAAACACCCAAGAAUGAUCGUUCUGAACAAGAAGAUUAGAAUGUGGAAUAGAAAAACUAUAAAAGCAAAUACAAAGAAGCAAAAGAAAUAAUUAAUGAAUUAAGAAAUCAAUUAGAUUAAUAAACAAAUCAACAUUAUCUAAAACUAUAAGAACUGUCAGUUUAAAAUUAGAAAUUAAAUGAAGAGAAUGGCUAAACUAUAAAAAAAUUAUAAGAAUAAAUUAAACAACUCUAAAAAGAAAUCCAAGAUUAUAAAACACUGGUGGCUUAAGAGGAUUAAAAAUCAAUUUAAGUUUAAUUAAAUUAAUCUAAUAUCCCUAUGAAACAAUAAAAAGAUUCACAAACAUAAAAUACUCAAGAUUCUUAAAAAUAAUAAACUCCACCACCACCACCACCACCACCACCACCACCUCCACCUGUAUAAUAAACUGGAACAUCUCUUCCUCCACCACCACCUCCUCCACCUAUUUAAACAACAGGUGGACCACCUCCUCCUCCUCCUCCUAUGAGAUCUAACAAUUAAUAACCAUAACAAUUACUUAGAAAAUAAUAGCCUGCCCCAUCCAAACCUAUGAAACCACUUUUUUGGACUGCUAUUCCGGAUUCCAAAGCUUUCAAAUCAAUUUUUGAAAAAAUCUAAAAUGAUGAUAUUACUUUGGAUACAUAAUUUUUAGAAAUGAACUUUUGUAAACCUCAAGAAAUAUAAAAAUAAACAGAUAAUUCAGUGGAAGUUAAUGUUAAAAAAUAAAAAAUUAAGCUUUUAUAACCAGAAAGAUCUCAAAAUAUUGAAAUUAUUCUGAGCAAAUUACGUUUAAAUAUUAAUUCUUUUUCUGAUUCAUUACUUUAAAUAAAUCUAGAAGUUUUAACCGAAAAUGUAAUAAACUCCUUAAUUGCAAUUUGUCCUUCCUAAGAGGAAAUUGAAUUAUUGAAUGAAUUUACAGGAGAUAAAUCAUUAUUAGGGUAAUCUGAAUUAUUUAUUGAUGCUCUACGUAAAAUCAAUGGUUUUCAAUUCAGAAUCAAAGCAUUGCAUUUCAUGUAUAAUUAUCAUGACAAUAAAUCAACAUUUCUAAAGGAGGCAAACAAAUUGACUGAAGCUUUUAUAAAUUUGAAGAAUUCCUAAGAGCUAUAGACUGUUAUUUUGAUUGUUUUGAGAUUGGGUAAUUUUCUUAAUGCAAAGACUCCAAAAGGAAACAUUGCAGCAUUUAAACUAGAAGCAAUUGAAAAGUGUGGUGAUUUGAAAAGCGUCGAUAAUUAAUAGAAUCUUUUAUACUAUGUAAUCGAAAAAUCAGAGUAGAUUUUAAAUAAAGAUUUCAUAAAUUAAUAAAUUAUUACCUAAUUCGAAAUUAUUGAAAAAAUUUCUUUAUCAUAACUUCAACAAAGCUUAAAUGACAUUAAAAAAGGCCAAAAUCUAAUUGUCCAAUCCAUUGAGUCUGCAUCUGAUAAUCCUAAUGAUCUUGUGGCAAUAUAAUUUUAACCAAUUUUAACAGAUAUUCAAUAGGAUUUUGUAAAAUUUUAACAAGAAUUUUCAACAGUAGAUAAACAUUACAAGGAAUGCUGCGAAUUUUAUUGUGAAAAUUAAUCAGAGUAAUCAGAUAAAUUUGGUGAAAAAAUAAUGAAAAUAUUGAGAUGUUUAUACAAAAAUAAAUAAGAAAAGCUUAUUAAAAUAGAAAAGUAAAGAAAAGCUGAAGAAUAAAAAUUAAAAUCAUAACAAUCAUAACAAAAUGAAAAACCAAUAGCUAGGAAUGACAGAGUGAACAAAACCUGGAUGCCUUAAAAUCAAUAAAAUUAGGGAUAGACAGGAAUUAAAAAGGGAAGAGAAAGCAUGGUAGAUAAAGAAAUUAAAGAGAUGUAGAAAUUUAAAAAUCAAAGCAAAUUUUUAAAAUGA
Paramecium tetraurelia is the source of this 3252-nucleotide messenger RNA. RefSeq lists its product as uncharacterized. The record is from RefSeq and is a predicted model, not a curated record. NCBI's taxonomy places the organism in Eukaryota, Ciliophora, Oligohymenophorea, Peniculida, Parameciidae. The transcript has 6 exons.